Messenger RNA from Plasmodium knowlesi strain H, 903 nucleotides. Its product is annotated as Plasmodium exported protein, unknown function. The coding region runs from base 1 to 903 and encodes 300 amino acids. The transcript is spliced from 2 exons. Lineage: Eukaryota; Apicomplexa; Aconoidasida; Haemosporida; Plasmodiidae. The record is from RefSeq and is a predicted model, not a curated record.
AUGUUUCUGAGAAGUAAGGAUACCUCCGCACGUGGAACAAUGAGCUAUAAGUGUAAUAUGAUGGUGGCUGAAGGCCUAAAUAAGGCUGAUGAAAAUGCUUUAAGAAAGGAUCAACCAAAGAAGGAAGGAUUGAACUCCAUCUUUUUCUAUUCCAAGAUUUUUGCCUGUUCCCUUUUGAUUUGGGCUUCACAAUGUUCCUAUAGCCAUACCGACUUUAGCAGUUCCCCCAAUGAGGCAUACACUACAGGAAGUUUAGAAAACGCGGUCUUCAACAGAAUUUUAGCUUCAAAUGAUCCACGUGGAAACUAUCCACCAAAAGCACAUGCAUCUUAUAUGGGUAUGGGAUCCCAUGAUGAACAGCAUCCUUCAACUUCACAUAAUGCACCACACCACGGAGCACAAAAUGGAGGAGCACCUUUGGAGUUAAAUAUCGACAUUGAAAAAAAAUUAAAAGACUUGAAAGAUGUCAUUUGGGAUAAAGUAGAAAAUGCAGUUGAUUGGGGAACUCUCUCAGAUAAUGUAAAAGGUUAUUUAGAAAAAAUCGACUCAAAUAUUGAAAACAAAAUUGUUAGUGAAGUCAACAAAGCCAACAAAGAUAGCAAUUUAAUGGAAAAUCCAGAUGCCAAAACUCAGAUAAUCAGUACCUUCUCCCAAAAUUAUACCAUUAUAACUCCACCCCUACUGUUAUUAUUCUUAUCCAUUUUGACAUCCGACAAAAUUAAGAAGCAUCUAGCAAAUAUUUUAUUGACAUCUCUUUUUGUAGCAAUAACUUAUAUUUUCUUUAAGCUGAAAAAAAUGGAUGAUGUUAAAAAAAAGAGUGCCAAUGAUCACGGAAACUCUAAGAACGAUGAGGGACACAAUGCUAAGAAAUCUAAGGAUAAAUUUAAAGGUGCCCAUGCGUAA